Messenger RNA from Podarcis lilfordi (Lilford's wall lizard), 477 nucleotides. The record is from the annotation of a GenBank genome assembly. Lineage: Eukaryota; Metazoa; Chordata; Lepidosauria; Squamata; Lacertidae.
AUGUUUCAAAAAGACAAGGAUCAUAGUGAGGAGGAGAGGAUAUGGAGCAGCAACCCGGCUCUGUCAGUUGCCAUAACCUGUGGGAAAGUGGCGGAGGGAGGAGAGACAAAAGCAGGAGAAAGGAGGAGGAAAACAGACAGAGAGAGAUACAGGCAGAAUAACAAGGCUAGAAUGGAUCUGCAGCUUCUGCCUGUGUCUGUCUCUGGAAGUGGCAGUGGCAGUGGGGUGAUUGGCUCCUCCUGUACUGCCGCCACUGGAGCUAAUCACCCCACUGCCGUUUCCAGAGUCAAAUGCAGGCAGAAGCUGCAGAUCCAUUCCAGCCCUUUCCUUCUGCCUGCAUCUCUGUCUUGUGGCUUUGUCCAAGCUCUGCUCACCACAUUUUGUAGAGAGAAAUCUGUUGGAGUGAGGGGCUGCUUUUGUGGCAUGCAAGCAAGGAGAUGGAGGAGGAUUCAUCCUGCCCUUUGCUUCAUCAGUUAA